Molecule: messenger RNA, 2224 nt
Organism: Electrophorus electricus (electric eel)
Lineage: Eukaryota; Metazoa; Chordata; Actinopteri; Gymnotiformes; Gymnotidae
Gene: pcbp2
Product: poly(rC) binding protein 2
Molecular function (GO): RNA binding
Source: RefSeq, a predicted model, not a curated record
GCGCAUUUUGUUGUCUUUGUACAGAGAAGAGUGGAGUCUGAUCACGCAUUUGUGUGUCUUCCCUCUUCCCCGAAUCCUCUUAAAAUUCCCUCCCGAACCUUUCCCCUUCUACCCUCUAAACCCUACCCCUCCCCUGAACACAUUGCCAGGGUUGGAAUAGGUUUAACAUUGGUGACCAAAGAACAUAAAGCGGAACCAGGUAGAUCUCUAAAGCACAGGGAUGGACUCUGGUGUGAUUGAAGGUGGACUCAAUGUCACACUCACCAUCAGGCUGCUCAUGCAUGGGAAGGAGGUUGGCAGCAUUAUUGGGAAGAAAGGUGAAUCGGUGAAGAAGAUGCGAGAAGAGAGUGGCGCUCGCAUCAACAUCUCUGAAGGGAACUGCCCGGAGAGAAUCAUCACCCUGGCUGGUCCCACAACUGCCAUCUUCAAAGCCUUCUCCAUGAUCAUUGACAAACUGGAAGAGGACAUCAGCAGCUCCAUGUCCAAUAGUACGGCCACGUCUAAGCCUCCGGUCACUCUGCGCAUUGUCGUCCCUGCUAGUCAGUGUGGCUCUCUCAUUGGCAAGGGUGGCUGCAAGAUCAAAGAGAUCAGGGAGUCAACCGGAGCUCAGGUACAGGUGGCAGGGGACAUGCUGCCUAACUCUACUGAAAGAGCCAUCACCAUUGCUGGGACACCGCUAUCCAUCAUUGAGUGUGUCAAACAGAUCUGCGUAGUUAUGCUGGAGUCUCCUCCCAAAGGUGUCACCAUACCGUAUCGACCCAAACCCUCAGGUUCGCCUGUUAUCUUCGCUGGAGGACAGGCAUAUGCGGUUCAGGGACAGCAUGCCAUUCCUCAGCCUGAUCUCACUAAACUUCACCAGUUGGCAAUGCAGCAGAGUCCAUUUCCUUUGGCUCCUAGUGGCCAAGGCUUUACUGCUGGGAUGGAUGCCACUGCUCAGACUGGCUCUCAUGAACUGACCAUUCCAAAUGAUUUGAUUGGCUGCAUCAUUGGCCGCCAAGGUGCCAAGAUAAAUGAGAUUCGUCAGAUGUCUGGAGCACAAAUUAAGAUCGCCAACCCUGUUGAGGGCUCCAGUGACCGCCAAGUUACCAUCACCGGUUCCCCUGCCAGCAUCAGCCUGGCUGAAUACCUCAUCAAUGCUAGGCUCUCGUCUGAGGCAACAGGACUGGCUGCAAAUUGAUCUCCUCGUAUGUUGCAUCUCCAUUUGCCAGUUACCCCCACCCCUCAACUUCACACAUGUGCACACUCAAAAUAAUAAAAAAAACCCCAGAAAAACAGCAACCAAGUAUUCUCAACCUAGCUUUUGUCCUCAUCCACCCAAGAUGUGCUUCAUAAAUAUAUGCUUCAUGAAUAUAUUUUCUGGAAGUAAAUAUGCAUAGGUAUUUUAUUUAUUUAUUUCAUGGACAUGUUUUUAAAAUCCCUUUGCGUAUAGUUUUUUAACGUUUUGAUUUUCAAUGUAUAUCCUGUUGUACACAUUAACAUUUGAAAGUAAUGGGGAAAAUCUGAAAAGCAAAUAUUGAGGUUUUUGUUGUCAGAUUUUUCUUACAAAACAUGUAGAAAAAAAACUAAUAAAAAACAGUAACUAGUGAUAAAUUCACAGCUUUUUCCCUGUACCAUACAAAUUUGUCUAUUUAUUUUAAUUUAUAUCUAGAAAACUGCAAAUAUUUGGGGUCUGGAUGAAUUUGAGCAGACGAGCUCAUCGCCUGUUAACUGGUUUUUGUUUUUCUUUUUGUCACAAGUUGUGGGGUGUUUCAGUGGGUUUAAGACUGCAGUGGUUUUGUUGAUUUGUUGGUCAAAUAUUGUCAUUCCUGUAUGUUUUAUAUUGUUAUUUUUCCGCAGAAGUUGAAGGCCGUUUUGAUAGAGGGAUGGGCAAGAGUGUCUCACGUUUCUGAUUAAAUUGAUAAAUAUUCCUGAUAUAAUAAUGAGUUGCAAAUAUUUCUUUUAAACAGAGAGAAUAUUUUUUUUAACCUGUUGGGGUGGGGAGCCUGCAAAGGAUUCCAAACUGACUCAUUUGUUUAUAUAGAGCAACUGAUUAAUCAACUAGAAGGUUCAUUCUAGAAGUAACACUAGUUUUCUCUUUUCUCUAUUUGCUUGGUUUAAAAUUUUUAUUUUGUAAAGGAGAACCUAAACCUUUUUUGUGCACGUUUUCAGAAUAUUGUAGAGUUGAAGUGCAACAGGAAUGAAGAAUUAUAAAUGCAAAUUAAAAUGAUGUGAAAUGCUCAAUCUA